UUACUUGGUAAAUUAAAAAUGUCUCAAUAAUUGCACAGUAAAAGACCAAUUUUAAACCGUUGAUUUUCACGUUGACAGAACACGAAACAUCAUUGUUGUCAUGUCAAAAAAGUUUCAAGAUGGUCGAAGUCUAAAGCGGUUCCUUCAAAACAAUGAAGCGUGAUGCGACUGAAAUAAUACGAAAGCGAGAUAACGUCUGAUUAAGAGCUGCAUUGACGAAGCUUAUCGCGAAAUUUCGUUCGCCAGUGUUUGUGUGCUGUAACAAUGAUGAAACUAUGUCUCUUCCAAAUCGUUCUGUCGCAUUUAAUAACAACAAAGGUAAACAAUUUUUACGGAGCGAGCGGGCCGAUAAUUUGCCGAGUGCCAGCGAAAAUGGGGUAGGUUUCGGCAGGGGAAGCGUCAACUUCCCGGGCAAUUCGAACUCCACUUCUCUGUCGCAUUUCAACGCCGGAUUGUCGAGGAAAUCCGUCUCGGCGGCCGUUUUGAACGAGCUCCAAUGCAACUCGUUGUAUCGCAAGCAACAGACCAAAUUGGACCCCAGGAAAAGCUCGUCGGUGGAGUUUUUGGAAACUUCGGGCAGCUCGGAAAGGCGGGACAACAAGCUAUCGAAUCCGGACUUGCUUUCGAGGCGCGACAGAAGGUCCACUUCGCUAUCGGAUUUGUUCAAAAGGAAGACUAGUAUUUGCUAG
Molecule: messenger RNA, 689 nt
Organism: Phyllotreta striolata
Lineage: Eukaryota; Metazoa; Arthropoda; Insecta; Coleoptera; Chrysomelidae
Source: the annotation of a GenBank genome assembly